Amphibalanus amphitrite is the source of this 770-nucleotide messenger RNA. RefSeq names its product NADH dehydrogenase [ubiquinone] iron-sulfur protein 4, mitochondrial-like. Gene Ontology annotation, biological process: electron transport chain. The transcript is spliced from 4 exons. The coding region runs from base 184 to 693 and encodes 169 amino acids. Lineage: Eukaryota; Metazoa; Arthropoda; Thecostraca; Balanomorpha; Balanidae. The record is from RefSeq and is a predicted model, not a curated record.
AACACUAUUUAGAUGUAGUAUUCUAUGACCGUGAUUUAGAUGUAACCCCGAUUUUGUUUUGAGGGGAGGGAGCAUAGCGGGUUCAGGGUUAGGGACUGGUUAGGGAAGCAUUUGGGUAUAAUCUCGAUAAAAUAUUUGAGUGCUAAUAUCGCUCUUCUUUGCAGGCUUCACCAACCCUCUGAAAUGGCAAGCUUGAUGUUCCGCACGAUCCGGUCGAUAUCCCAGAAGGCGCCCCAUCGCCAGCUGUCUGUGGCGUCUGCCCGGCUGGCGUCCGACCUUCCGGCCAAGAGCGCUCCGUCGGCGGCGCAGGUGCCGGGCACCAUCACCGUCGAGGGAUGGGAGGACCUGAGCGCCAUCAACGGACACCCUGCCGAGGAGCUGGUGACCCGGCGGGUGCGUGUGUACCAGCCGGCUAAGAACGCCAUGCAGUCGGGUACCCACAAGUACCACAACUGGGUACUCGAGUUCGACACCCAGGAGCGCUGGGAGAACCCGCUCAUGGGAUGGGCGUCCACCGGAGACCCCCUGUCCAACGUGCAGGUGGAGUUCGGCACCAAGGAGGAGGCCAUCGAGUUCUGCGAGAAGAACGGAUGGGACUGGUCGGUCGACAUCAAGACGCCCGUCAAGCCCCGGGUGAAGUCGUACGGCGCCAACUUCUCCUGGAACAAGAACACCAGGACCUCCACCAAGUAGAGGGAUAACUCACAGGUCGGGACGCUAGAUCGUGUGUACAUAGUCAUGUGAUAUGAAAUAUACAGGUUGGGACAGUA